This is a messenger RNA of Mytilus californianus (California mussel), 7980 nucleotides long. RefSeq names its product YEATS domain-containing protein 2-like. Gene Ontology annotation, cellular component: NuA4 histone acetyltransferase complex. Gene Ontology annotation, biological process: chromatin remodeling; regulation of transcription by RNA polymerase II. The record is from RefSeq and is a predicted model, not a curated record. The transcript has 18 exons. Lineage: Eukaryota; Metazoa; Mollusca; Bivalvia; Mytilida; Mytilidae. Gene Ontology annotation, molecular function: histone binding. The coding region runs from base 48 to 4586 and encodes 1512 amino acids.
CUUUCAUUGAUUGAUCAACAUGGCGGCCUCCAUGAAACAAUUGUAGAAUGGCUGUUAAACGUGGACAUAUUGACCUUGACCCAGAUUAUGAAGAUGUUACAGAGCAGCAGUCAAAGAGACAAAGAGUAUUUGAAGAGGAUGCUAAGGAAGCAACAAGACGUAAGAUUGAGAAUAUUAUUCACGGUCAGUUUACAAUGGAAAUACAGAACAAAGAAGAAGAAGUAGACGAGGCUGAUCAGAAAUUAAAUCAAAGUAGAAUGGUAAUGGAUAGACUUAGGGCUUGCAUCAUAGCUAACUUUUAUUCGAAAGCAGGACAGCAGAAAUUCUCACAGAUAAAACAAAAUCCUAAUGAGCCACCAUAUAUCCAUCCAACUGUGAAAGAACAUAUAGGUAAAGCUCCAAAAAACUAUAUGUCACUGGAGACCUCCAAUAAGGGAGAUAACCUACCAUCUGUUGACUUAAGUAUUGUGAAGAAAGAACCUGAUGAGGCUUCCGUUGGUAAUCCUUGCUUAUCUAAAUGUGAAACAGUUGGGAAUAUAGAAAGUGAAAAGAUGAAGAUUGAUCAAGAUGAUGGGAGAAGUUCAAGAUUUAAAACGAAGAAGAGAAUUGUAAUGGGGAAUGUCUCAAAGUAUAUACCUGUAGACCGCAGAGAGGAGAAUGACCAAUCAACACACAAAUGGAUGGUGUAUGUUCGAGGUUCUAAAGAGGAACCAAGAAUUGAUCAUUAUGUAAAGAAAGUUUGGUUCUUUCUUCAUCCUAGUUAUAGACCUAAUGAUUUAGUGGAAGUAAGUCAACCCCCAUUCCAUCUAACCAGAAGAGGAUGGGGUGAGUUCCCAGUCAGAGUGCAACUUCAUUUUAAGGAUCAAAGAAACAAAAGAGUGGAUAUUAUUCAUCAGCUUAAACUUGACAGAACUUACACAGGAUUACAAACUCUUGGAUCUGAAACACUUGUUGAUAUUGAACUGGAAAAAGAGAAAAAUGAUGAAAAAUUGACUACAGUUUCUUUGCCAGUGACCUUUGAUCUGAAGAACCAGUUAAAAUCUGACAAACAACUAGUGCAUGAAAAUAAUGUAACAAUUCCAGAAAAGCAGUCACCUAAAAAGAAGGUGACAGUGACACCUUCUGUAAAUGGAAUACAUAUUUCAGGGGAUACAAAUGGCAUUGGUGUUGUGCAAACUUUGAUCACAAAUCCAACAUGCAGUACUGUGUCAGAUAAGAUAAAGAAUUCUGGUAAUUCUUUGACAAAUUCAGUUAGCAAUACUAAAAAUGGCUCUCCAGUGCAACUUGUGUUAGGAGGUGUUGGGUCUGUGACAAAUCCAAAUUUUCCAGAUGCAAGGGGAGAUAAUAAAAAUAAAACACCAGCAAAAGGAGUUAUCCUUUGCAGUGAAAAGGGAGACAAAUCUCCCUCCUCUGUGAAUAAGAAGGAAUCAAAUUCAGCUGUGAUUUUACAAGGCAUUGGUUCACUAAGUACAAAACUAGCACCAAGUCAGAAUCAGAUGAGAAUUAUUAGUGGAAACUUACCACAUAGUCAUUUAAUUGCACAGACUUGUUUGUCAAAAACUGGCAUAGUGAAUGCAUCACUCACAUCUAAAACUGCUAUCGUCCAGCCAAUACUUAAUGCUGUAAAUAGAAGUGGACAACAAUCAGAAUCUCUUGUAAAAACAUCUAAAGGUAAUUUGAUCCUCGGGCAACAAAUAAUUGGCAAUAAUACCCUCAUUGUUCAACCUAGUAUACAGGCAAACAAACUCAAUACAAUGAUUGUCAAGCCAACUGUACAGAAAACUCAGUCAAACAUGUUACUGAUUCAGACUGUUCCACAGGCAACCAGACCACUUACUGUUCCUUCAGCAACAAAAUCUAAUGCUGUGGUGGUACAGCAACCUUUACAAGCUACAAAACCUAAUACUUUGUUUGUAAAUCCGACAUUGUUGGUAUCUCAGGCUAAAACAUCCAUUGUACAACCUUCAGUUAAAUCUGGUGCUGUUACUUUACAAGUGUCAAGUAUUGUACAGCCUGCAACGCAAGCUUCUAAAUGUGUAGGAGCUAGUCAACAAUCACAGCUUAUGAACAUUUUAAAACCCUCAUCUGCUAGUUUAGUGCAGUCUGCACAACAAACAGCUAAACCUCCAAAUGUCUCUUCAGCUUCCCCAACAUCACCAGCCACUUCUCAGACAUUAUAUUACAGAUGUAAAGAUGCUCAAGGCAACAUUUUUUUAGUUCCACAGCAGUUGCUGAAACAGGUUAUUCAAUCUCCGGCCAAAUCAAAUACUCAAUCAGGACCACUGUUGUCUUCUGGAAGUACAACUUCUACAGUGUCAAGUGUAAAAGGAUCAGUAAGUUCUGCUGUUAUAUUCAGUACUAACUCUACAGCAGGUUCAAAACAGCAGACUCCAGCUGAUAAAGGAUUAGUCAAUCAGAACUUGCCUGUCAUCUUGGGUUCAGCCAAUAAGAAGUCUCCUAUCAUUUUGAGUUUGAACCAGACUGGUCAAGUUGUCAGUUCACAAUCAACAUCAGCCAAUCAAACUAAAUCAAUUUUGAAAAGUACAGUGCCAUUGGGUCAAGAUGCUAAUUCCUUAUUGAAACCAGCAUCUGUGAUAAGUGAGAAAAAUGUGAAAACUACAUCAGUUUCGAUUAAUUCAGUGGUAAGUGCAAAUGUAGGUCAACAGCAACUGACUUCUACAUCAUUAGUUACUACCAUUAUUUCUAACCCAUCACCAAGCAAAUUGAAAAAUGUCGGCAAUAUAAAGGCAAAUAUUACCUCAGUAUCUACAAUAUUAACUUUACCGCAGGCUUCAGUCACUAGUAUGAAGUCUGGAAAUAGUCUGUUACUGACAAUGAGUUCCGCUAAUGGAAAGACUGUUGUCAUGCCAACACAGAGUUUGAAUUCAAAUACCUCAGGGACAAAAGUAGGAACUUCACUACUGUUUCCAGGAAGUCAAAAACAAAUUGGAUUAAGCAAGAUCUGUCAAAGUAAUACACAAAAUACAAAUUCUAAUUCACUUGGAAAUAAAGGCAACUUGAAUGUUGGCUCUGUAGGAAAAGUUAACAUACUGGAACCAACCAUUAAAUCUUCUAAUUCAAAACCAUCGUCUGUUACAAUCACAACAUCAGCCUGUUCAAAAGCAGUUAUGAAUGUUUCUAGUUCAAUGUCAGAAAACCAGUGUCAAGGUCAGAUAUCUAGUCAAAAUCACCUUCAGGUGACAUCUCAAGGACUAAAAAUUAUUGUUAAUCCAUCUCAGAAGGCAAAUGGUGUAGGAAUAACUAAUCCAAAACCAGAAAUGUUUACUAUAAAUCAAGAAACAGUGCUUGCAAACAAAAACUUAUCGUCAAGUACAAGUGAAUCCAAAAUAAAUAUGAACACAGUAGAAAAUUUUAACACGAAAAGAAACAGUGUUAGCAUUUUACCUAAGGAAUUUCAGAUACCAGUGAUUUCAAGUUCUCAUCCGUCUUCGCUAUUGACUUCAACAAACGUUGUUAAGAAAACAGUGGCUGAUUAUUUGUCAACUUCUGCUCCAUCCUUGACCUUAAUGACAUCUUCAGUAAAAGGUGAGAGUCCAUCUUUACUGUCUGGUAAAAAAAACUCAAUAACAGGAACAGUUGGAGAUAAGAAAAUAGUUGUGGAUCUUUUAUCUGAAACUGAGCGCAGACUUGAAGCUUGUCGACCUGAAAAAAGAAUUAUUUGUUUACGUAAAAAAUCAGAUCAAAGAAGACCAUCAACACCCCCACUCAUAGUUGAGGAGAUCAAACCUAUCAGAACAGAAGAUUUUCCUGAUGUAUUGUCACUCAUCAGGGCAGCAGUCAGAAGGCACCCUAUUGUUUCUCUCACAGCAGAUAAAUAUCAACACCCUUACUGUGCCUCAACUUCUGCAGAAUGGUUGUCAUGGAAAGUUGGCAAAAGACGAGCUUCUGAAUGGCAAAGGGCUGCAUUCUGUAGAAAAUUUAUCUUAAACCACAUUAAAGGAGAAACCUACAAAGGGACAAAACUCUGGACUACCAAGCAGAUUAUGUUGUGGUGCAGAUUACAUGCAUUUAGUCCACACUAUCAAGAAUCAACAUUACAUCCAUUUGGUGUUGAACUCACAGCAGACAGAAUCGGCAAAAAAUUCUCAUCGGUCACAUGUCCAGUGGAAAUAGUUUCUAGUGAUCUAAAAGACGGCUCUACAAUAGAAAUAAAUGAGGAAGAAGAUGUGGACAUUAUUAACAUGGAACAAUUUAUUCCAAAGAAGAAAGUGGUUGAAGAAGAAACAAGAGACUUGAGUAAAAAUGAUAUAGUUAUACCUCCAUCAGACUCUGCAUUAUACAUUCAGGACACUUGUCAAAGGAUUGGAGUAAAGUUUGAGCCAACAGAACUUGAGCCUGGUGUUUGUGGUAAUGCUUCAGAAGAUAUGGUUUUUGCUGUCAUGAAGUCAUUCUUAGGUGAUAUAAUUACAGAAACAUUUGCUGGUAAAGUAACCAAUGGCAGAUAUCCUGACAGUUUAGGUAUGACUGAUGUGUUCCAAGCCUUGAGAAAUAUGUCACAAACAGACUUUCUGACGAACUGCCAUCUUGGUGUCAAGGUCACAGAAGGUUCAAAUUUACACAGAUGACACACAGAACAAAGGUCAUUUCCAUAGAAACAUUUAGACAUUUAACAGUUUGAUUGUAAUAACUUUACAUUUCACACUUUAACUGUCUUUCAUCCACGAACAAAAGUGUAUUAUUAUACUAUAUGUAAUAACUUUACAUUUCACACUUUAACUGUCUUUCAUCCACGAACAAAAAUGUAUUAUUAUACUAUACGUUAGAAUGACAGUUUUGAUUGAUUCUAAUGAGGGUAGCAUUCCACUCUAAACAACAGCUCAGUAGGUAACAAAUUUUUAUGCCCCUGCCGUAGCGGAGGGGGCAUUAAGUUUUACCCUUGUCCGUCUGUACGUACGUACGUCCGUACGUCCCAAAAUUAGUUUCCUUUCUCUAACUUGACUUUGCCUCAACCAAAUGUUAUGAAAGUUAUACACAAUGCUAAUUACCACAAAACACAGAUCAAGUUUGAAUUUUGGUGGCGUCACUUUAACCGUUCUAGAGUUAUGCCCCUUUAUUAAUGGAAAAAUUACAAAAUUUUUAGUUUCCGUUCUCUAACUUAAGUUUGCCUCAACCAAAUAUUAUGAAACUUAUACACAAUGCUUUUUACCACAAAACACAGAUCAAGUUGAUUUUGGUAGCAUCACUUUAAUCUUUAUCGAGUUAUGUCCCUUUAUAAAUCGAAAAAUUGCAAAAUUUUUAGUUUCCGUUCUGUAACUUAAGUUUGCCCUAACCAAACACUAUGAAACCUAUACACAAUACUUAUUACCUUAAAACUCAGAUCAAGUACAAAUUUGGGUAGUGUCACUUUUAUCGUUUUUGAGUUAUGUCCCUUUAUAAUGUUGUAUGCAAGCGGGGGCAUCAUCUGUGUCCAAUAUAACCCUCUAUUAUAAACCACUAAAAACUGGCAAAACAUAACAUUUAAAACACAAUUAUACCAGAACAUUCAACAUAAUAAAUAAGAUAGCCCUAGAGGGUAAAAAAGCAGAUUGUUUCUCCUAAAGAAUGCAUUGUUAAUCUUGGCUUUGCUUAGAUUGACAAUGUGUUAUUUUAGAUAACAAUCUGCUUUAUCCUCUUCUCAUCUGUGUUUUAUUGAUAUAUUCUCAAGCAGUCAACAUGAACAAAAGUGAUCAGGCAUGUGAGAUUAAUGUAUGUGAGAUCAAUGCAUGUGAGAUGUGAGAUCCAAGAAGUCUUUGAUAUUCAUUAACAACUAUGGACUGACAUUAAAAUUUAUUCUUAUAUACUGUUAAUUCAGAAAUUAUUGUGAGGUUUUUAUUAAAGCGAAAAAUGCGACUGACAGUAUUGCAAUAAUAAAAACUCGCAUUCUGAUAUCUGUUUACAUAUAACUGUAUGCAUAUUUUCCUGAAAUCACAAUAAUUAAUCUCGCAUUUGAGUCCAUUCUUCAAAAUUCGCAAUAACUAAUCUUGCAUUUGAGUCCAUUCUUCAAAAUUUGCAAUAAUUAAUCUCGCAUUUGAGUUCAUUCUUCAAAAUUCGCAGGGGCCUCGGUGGCCGAGUGGUCUAAGUAGUUACUACUGUAAUCACUAGCCAGUCAACACUGAGGUUGUGAGUUCGAACCCCGCUUGUGUGGGUGCACUCGACUCCAAUCUUAAUUGACUAGGAUUGUCAGUUUUCCAAUCGAAGGGUGGUGGUUUUCUCUUUGGGUACUCCGGCUUCCUCCACCAAUAAAAACUUGCCGCCACGAAAUAGCCCAAAAGCGGUGCUUAAAAGUGGCAUUAAAACACCAAAAAAUCAAAUCAAAUCAAAAUUCGCAAUAAUUAAUCUCGCAUUUGAGUCCAUUCUUCAAAAUUCGCAAUAAUAAAUGCACGCAAUAAUUUCUUGAAUUUACAGUACUCUCAUCCUCCAGUAUUUAUGUAAAUUAGUUUGUUGAAUUUUGAAUUCUGCAAACAACCACGUGAGACAACAGUAAACUGUAACCACAUAUUUACUAUAAAUUAGACUUCAAUACCAAAGUGAUAUUGGGAUGAAUAAGAGUAGCUUUUUUUUUUAAAUUUCACCCUUACAUUUCUUUUCAUAAUCAAGAUAUGCAUGACUUUUUCAUCUUAAUUGGUUAGUUUUAAAUUACUGGUAAAUAUAAAAUUACCAGGUUAGACUCUCAAUGUAUAGUUUUUUCAAAUAUGUCAUCUUUUUAAAUAGUAUUAGGGACAUGUGAAACAGGACAAAUUUGGUACCUGGGAGAGGUGGAACAAUUGGUGAUAUAAGCCAAUGUUAAACUUUUAAAAUUAAUCUUCCAACUCUUCUUAGCCUACCAUGGUUCAAGUCUAUGGUACAGCGUUUAUCUUAGGAAUCUUUAAAUGGAGGGUCUGCUGAAAUUUUGCAUGCAGAAACAUUGUAUUGAAUAGGUUCGUUUUAAUUUCUUUUAUCUCCAUAUUUGACAGACUUCUGUAAAAGUUAACAUGUUAAACAGUCAUUGAUACGUUCCUAAAUGAUUGAUUGAUUAAUGAUUGCUUAACAUUGAUGCUUUAAUGUCCAAUAGUCAGAUAAAAGUAGGGAAAACAUAAGUUUGGUGUAGUCCACUUAGGUUUAAAUGUAUGAAUAAAGAUUUUUAAAUGGCUUCAACAUGCAUACACUAUGGCUUUUGCCCAUAUAUUCUGUUUUGGGAACCAAAAAUUGAAGAAAACCUUUUAAUCAUAGAAAGCCAAUUUUUUUAGUCCAACUUAACAACUAAGACCACUGAAAUUAUGGUAGAAAGUCUAAUUUUGUGCUCUUAAUUGCUGGGUGAGAAAACAGUUGUGGCUUAUUCUAAAAAAAGGUUUGAAGGAUUUCUGCACAAUAGAAUAAAAGAACUUGAAUAGAUAAAGCUGUUGGUGGUCAUCAUACGUCCCAUUAAAGAUUGUGACAUUUGACCGAGUGUGGAUUUGCAUGAGGGAUAAUGCUUACAUAGCAGGAGAUGCUUACAUUGUGUACACAGACGGUCUUGCCUUUUUUUUGGAAUUCAUGCAAAUCCGUCCAUUUUUUGUUGUUGUUUAUCUACCUUGAUUUGUAUUUUCUUGAUGAAUUAAAUGAGAUUUGAACAUAGGUUAAUUACUGUUGACUUUAGUUUAAACAUUAUAUCAAGUACAGCUGAUAAGAACCAAUUUCAAAUUAAGUUUUUUAGUGGUAUAUUAAGCUUAUCCAAUAUGAAAAACCAAAAGUUAUUUGAUUUUAAAAAUAUUACUAAAGAAAUAGAAACCCUUAGUGCAACAAUGUAUGGAUUAUAAUUCCUCACAUAAAGAAUAAAGAAAUAUUUGUUAAUGUUUAUGUAUUGAUAUUGUUAUAAAAGGAAAUUUUUACCUAUUCAAUUAACUUUAUAUGUUUCAAUAGAGUAUUGGUAAAUGUUUUUUACUAUUUAUUAAAUAUGUUCAGCUUACAAAAAUGUAUAGUUUUGUUGGAUAUUGAUGAAGAAUAAACAAAUAUUGAUGAUUA